Molecule: messenger RNA, 4451 nt
Organism: Archocentrus centrarchus (flier cichlid)
Lineage: Eukaryota; Metazoa; Chordata; Actinopteri; Cichliformes; Cichlidae
Product: atlastin-2
Exons: 14
Coding region: 35-1762 (575 amino acids)
Molecular function (GO): GTP binding; GTPase activity
Source: RefSeq, a predicted model, not a curated record
AGAGCGGGCUGCAGCUAUCUGCAGGUCACGAAAGAUGGCGGCGGAGGAGAGCAGGUCGAAGCAGUCGAAUCAUAAAAACAGCAUCUUUAAAGAAGGUGGCCACACUUUUAAAUCAGGCACAUCCCAGAUGAGGUGUGAAGAAGAGGAUGACAUGCUGGAGGAGGAAGUGGGUGUGGCCCGGCCUGUGCAGAUUGUAGUGGCAGAUGAGGAGGAGCAUUCAUUCUCCCUGCAGGAGGAAGUGCUGGAGCAGCUGCUGCUGCAGAAGGAGGUCCAGGACCUCCACGUGGUUGUCGUCUCUGUGGCUGGAGCUUUUCGCAAGGGCAAGUCCUUCCUGCUUGACUUCAUGCUGCGUUACAUGUACAAACAGUCAUCUGAUUCAUGGCUUGGCGGAGAGGAGGAGCCUCUGACCGGCUUCACCUGGCGGGGCGGUUGUGAGAGGGAGACCACAGGCAUCCAGGCCUGGAGUGAGGUGUUCGUGGUGGAGAAACCAGACUGCAGCAAGGUUGCAGUUCUACUAAUGGACACACAGGGGGCAUUUGACAGCCAGUCUACCAUCAAAGACUGUGCCACACUGUUUGCUCUGAGCACCAUGACCAGCUCUGUGCAGGUAUACAACUUGUCCCAGAACGUCCAGGAAGACGACCUUCAGCACCUCCAGCUCUUCACUGAGUAUGGACGACUGGCCAUGGAGGAAGUCUACAAGAAACCCUUUCAGACUCUGAUGUUCCUGAUUCGAGACUGGAGUUACCCUUACGAACAUCCAUAUGGUCUGGAGGGAGGGCAGAGCUUCUUGGAGAAACGACUGCAGGUCAAACAGAACCAGCACGAGGAGCUGCAGAAUGUCCGCAAACACAUCCAUUCCUGCUUCUCCAACAUCAGUUGUUUCCUGCUGCCUCACCCUGGGCUCAAGGUGGCCACCAAUCCUCACUUUGAUGGGCGGCUCAGAGAUAUUGAUGGGGACUUUCAGAAUGAGCUGGUGAGCCUCAUUCCAGCAUUGCUUGCUCCAGAAAACCUGGUGGAAAAAGAGAUCGGAGGAGUGAAAAUCACCUGCAGAGACCUGCUGCACUACUUCAAAGCCUACAUGAAGAUCUAUCAGGGAGAGGAGCUCCCUCACCCCAAGUCAAUGCUGCAGGCAACAGCUGAAGCAAAUAACCUUGCAGCUGUAGCAGGAUCCAAAGAUGUGUACAACAAAAGCAUGGAGCAGAUCUGCGGUGGGGACAAACCGUACAUUUCCCCGGCAGAGCUGGAGCGCCGUCACAUGGAGCUACGGCAGGCUUCCGUGCGGCACUUCCGCUCUGUCAAGAAGAUGGGCGGAGAGGAUUUCUGCCGGCGCUACCAGGAGCAGCUGGAGGUGGAACUCGAUGAGGCCUACGCCAGCUUCAGUAAGCACAAUGACGGCAAGAACAUCUUCUACGCUGCACGGACACCCGCCACGCUCUUUGCCGUCAUGUUUGUCAUGUAUGUGGUGUCACUGGUUACCGGCUUUGUGGGCAUCAGCUCUGUGGCCACACUGUGCAACCUGGUGAUGGGAGUGGCUCUGACGGCACUCUGCAUCUGGGCCUACGUUAAAUACUCUGGAGAGUUUUGCGAAGUUGGAGGAUUCAUUGACCAGGUGGCUGAAACCCUCUGGGAACAGAGGACUCCACGAAAGAUCUUCUCCAAACUCUUCGAGGUGGCUCGGAGUCGAGUCCCAUUGGGAAGCCUGAUCCCAGCCCCACGGCCUCGACUCGCCUCAAACAACAACAUCAAGAAGAAAAACUAGCAGCAAACUAUGCCAGUCCUGUCAUGUUUUUUCCCUCCGUCACCUUCACCUUCUGCUCGGUUUAAAAUCAACGGUUUGAGAUGUAUGAAUAAGUUUUCUUUGUUUGGCUGUAGAUGUUGGUUCCUCACCGUGCAGGCUGUGAGUUUAAGGACUCACUGUAGAUCCGGACCAAGUGGUAGGAUGUAUUUUAUUGUCAGUGGGUGGGGUUACAAUUCUUAUUAGUGGGAGGGGCCAUUAUUCUGACACAUUAUACCAGGUGUGGUUACCUGUCAAAUGAUGGCCGCACAUUGAUUCCAUUUCUCUGAAUGAAUGUAAGUAUGAAGAGCAUGACCGCAGACCCUCCUCACUGCUCUCCUCGUGUUUCACCGCCUCGUCUUCAUCAGGGUUGUUUGUCACUGGGUGGCAGCACGAGGAGUCGCCACGACCAAAGUUUACAGCUUUACUCGUAGAAGCUCUCGGACUGAGUGGACUGACAAACACAGGCAGGAAAGGUUUUUAGGACUUAAAAUUCCCCCAAAGCCAACUUUUUCCCUGCUUUCCCAAAUUAGAUGCUUUAAGUUUUGUAUUUGCUCACUUACUGGACUGAGACGAAACAUCUGAAAUUUAAAGCCUUCACGUUUUGUUUAAUUUUAAUCAGUCAUCUCUCAAAUGGAGAAACGGCUAGACUAAUGAAUACUCAAACUUGAAGAUUUAGUCUCAUCACUGAACUGUACUUCAUAUUUCCAGCAGUUUUCUCAGCCUCUGUCAGAUUUCAUCCACAGUCCUGGACCAGGGUAGAAGGUUGUGGAACAGCCCCAGGAUCUCAGGAAUGGUCUUCUGUGGUAAACUGCUAUAGCAGGCCUGAAUAGCACCGAGCUUAUUUGCUUGUUUUACUGGUCCCUGUACUCAGUGAGACCCGCAGCAGCUCACAGCAUCUAGACUCCCAGACUCCUGCUUCCUGAGUUUCUGGCACGACCGGUGUUAUAACAGGCAAACUGUUUGUAUUGAAUUCAGCUGGAUGAAAAGGCAAUCGAGAACUUUUCAUGACUGAAUCACGCAGUAACCUUUGUCUCAGGUUCUGAGAUCGUGAACAUAUUUAUUUCAGGUUUUCUUCUGUGCAACGGCAGCAACAGGACUCGACCCAAAUGUUGAAAUAUCAUUCUAGUAACAGUGUGACACGAAAUUUGAGAGCUGAGCUGCUUGCAGUAGUUUUUUGUGACUGCUGAAAAUGUGUCAACCAUAAAAACUGAAUGCACACCAUGCAUGGUGUAGACCGUGGUGUGAGACACGUGGACAGACAUGGUUUCAGGGUUGCAGUUUUCAUUAAACAAUUUUUUUUGAAUGUUCAGUUUAACCUUUUCUGCAAAAUUGGCUAUGACUUUUGUUUUUAACUCUGAAAAUGACCCUGUUCAUUUUAUUAUGAAACUAGUUGAGAUAGUAGUUGAGCAAUCAUUGCGCCGUGAAUCUGAACCAGUUCUCUGCACUGGCACUGAUGCACCGUUACCUUCACCAACAAGUUUCCAUGAGUUUGUGCAAAUCUGGGGAAGAAGAAUUGAAAGGAAGCAAAACAAACCAGCUCAGCACUGAAGGAGGCCGGCCUGACGGUGGCUGCUUUUAGAUUAGUUUUCAGGUGAUUAUGACUCAGUAUUUACCUCCAGUUACUUUUAAUGCUCCAGCACUGAGUCAUGCUGGGAUACGUGCUUGUUGUCUGAGAUGUAAGGGAGCAGUUAGCCUCCCGUCGGUCCACCAUUUCUUGUCCGCCUCACCUCCACUGGACCCACUGAGAAAGAUGUCUUAAUGUUCGACUGAGUCGAUCGAUGUCUGAAUUAUUUCUGGGUCUCUGGUUUCUACACAUUUCCUGGUAGUUGGUCCUUUUAACCCAACUGCCAGUGUUCAUUUUUCUCCUUCAGUCUAGCUCAGCUGAGACUUGUAGAUGAUUUUUAAUUGGAGGUUUUUGGUUUUGUUUAAAUAUCUUCCCUUCGUCAUUCCUCCUCGUCCUCGUUAUCUGGGCAGAUCUGAUGGACUGAAUCAGCUCCGUGUUUGGGAACUGCCCAAAGCUGUUCAGUGAAACACUAAGAAACUGACUCGUUGGCCAUUCCAGCUGCUGCAUCACGGACACAUGAACACUUAAAGCUGGGUGGGGUCUGUGUUUCUGCUUUCAAAGCCAAAAUCUGUGAAUCGGAUGAAAGGUUCAUUCCAAGUGUUGGCCUUGAUCUCAGGGUCAGAGGUCAUUUUCUUUAAUAACCAUUCCAUCCACAGCAUCACCACUGUGUGCUCUUUGUUUUUAUACGGUUUAGUUUUUUUUACAGCCUCAUCCACACACAGGGCAUGUGUAUGAAAUAUAUACAUAUAUAAAUAUAAAUUUUCUAGACCUUUUUUGUAGCUGGAAGAACAACAGUUGGGUGGUAGACCAGAUUCAGCUCGCUGGAUGUAAAGGAACGCUUUUGUGAUUUGUGGAUAUGUCUAAUAAAUUCCUUUUUAUAUAUAUUUGUAAAUUUAUCUUACAUGAGCACUGCGACUGCACCCCCUGCUGGCAAAGAAUGUUUAUAAUCUGGAUUUUUUUCUUCUGUUGCAUUUUAAAGUUAUUUUCAUUAAUUUAUUUUUCAAUACUAUUAAACCAAACUCCUACACACACCGCGGCCUCGUCCUGUUUUUGGGUGGUUUUCAGCCAGUGAAGAGAUGGAGAAACUGGACCUGAUGAACUGGCAUC